AGUAAAUCCCAAAAUUAGAUUUCAACGAUCGGAGCUUGGAAAUGCCACUCCGGUGAAAUUAAAGUUAAUGGAAACUCCUGCUUCCUCAUCUUAUUAUUAUCAAUUUCUGUUGUGGUAGUUAUGCUUCUUGAAGUCAAGGCUCGAACAAUCUUUAGCAACAAAUACCAAAAUCCCAAACUAUCAUGAAGGUGAGAUUCGCGGUUCGGUGAUUGAAAUUGGUUUUUAUUGCAUGGCGAAGUCAAAUGAAGAAAUUGCAAAUGAAGCUAUCAAACGCGCUUUGAGGUCUUUACGGAAGCGGCAUUUGAGCGAAGAAGGAGCUCAUGCUUCUGCUUUUGCUGCUCUUUCUAGACCUAUUGUUUCUCAGGGCUCUGAAUGGAAAGAGAAAGUAGAGAGUCUUGAAGUGGAACUUCAGCAAUGCUACAAAGCUCAAUCCCGAGUAUCUGAGCAGCUUGUUGUGGAAAUAGCUGAAUCCAGAACUUUGAAAGCUUUGGUUCAAGAGAAAGAAACUGGAACUGCUGAUUUGCAAAAAGAGUUGACCCAAACAAGGGAUGAGUGCAUGCAAUUGAAAAAGGACUUGGAAGACAAAAUUAAAGCUCUUGAAGUGGUUCUGAGUGAGAAUGCAGAACUUAAAAUACAAUUGCAGCAAAUGACAGUUAGAGCCAAGAAUGCUGAAACCGAAAAUAAGACAUUGGUAGAUCGCAUGAUGUUAGAAAAAAUGAAGAACGCUGAACAACUAAAUGAGGCAAACCAACUGUACGAUGAUAUGAUCAAGCAACUAAAGGCUAGUGGCUUAGAACAACUUGCAAGGCAGCAAAUAGAUGGCAUAGUUCGCCGAAGUGAACAAGGUGCCGAUGCCUUUUUACAAUCAAACAUCCCUUCCACAUGCAAACACAGGCUCCAAGCACAUGAAGGUGGUUGUGCUUCCAUAUUGUUCGAGAACAAUUCUAAUAAAUUGAUUACCGGGGGACAGGAUCGAACGGUUAAAGUGUGGGAUACAGAUUCAGGAUCCUUAAUUUCCAAUCUUUAUGGAUGCCUUGGCUCUGUAUUAGAUCUCGCCAUCACCAAUGAUAAUCGAUCUGUUAUUGCUGCUAGCAGCUCAAACAACUUGUAUGCAUGGGAUCUCAGCUCGGCUCGAGUCCAUCAUACCCUUACUGGCCACAAAGAUAAAGUUUGUGCUGUUGAUGUCAGCAGGGUUUCCAGCCGUCAUGUUGUCAGCGCAGCUUACGACCGUACUAUAAAAGUUUGGGACUUGCUUAAAGGUUAUUGCAUUAACACAAUCAUUUUCCACAGCAACUGCAAUGCUCUUUGCUUCAGCAGUGAUGGGCAGACCAUAUUUUCUGGACACAUUGACGGAAAUCUUCGAUUAUGGGAUAUUAAAACCGGGAAACUACUUAGCGAGGUUGCAGCACACUCAUUCGCUAUCACGUCGAUAUCUCUUUCUCGAAACGGAAAUGCAGUAUUAACCAGUGGAAGGGACAAUUUGCACAAUUUGUUUGACGUGCGAUCUCUAGAAGUUAGCGCCACACUAAAAGCCGUAGGAAAUCGAGUGGCCUCUAACUGGAGUCGCUCGUGCAUUAGUCCCGAUGAUCAAAAUAUUGCUGCCGGAUCAUCUGAUGGGUCGGUCUAUAUUUGGUCAGCAUCUAAAACUGAUGUAGUCAGCACUCUGAAGGAACAUACUUCUUCUAUCCUGAGCUGUGCUUGGAGUGGGCUUGGAAAACCCUUGGCUUCAGCUGACAAGAAUGGAGUUGUUUGUAUCUGGACCUAAGGAAGUUCUAUUCCCUCCUUCAUAUAUUAGCCGAUUUCGAAAAAGUAUAUUCAUUUUAGGAACAAUGUAUAUAUUCAUUUGUAACAGAAAAACAACUAUGUUAAAUGAAGACUCAUACUGUAAUUACUGUAAAAACAGCUGAGGAAUAAUACAUUGGAUUAUGUUUUACGUUUUA
This is a messenger RNA of Vicia villosa (hairy vetch), 1940 nucleotides long. RefSeq names its product autophagy-related protein 16-like. The transcript has 5 exons. Gene Ontology annotation, molecular function: protein binding. Gene Ontology annotation, biological process: autophagosome assembly. Gene Ontology annotation, cellular component: autophagosome membrane. Bases 230 to 1765 code for a protein of 511 amino acids. Lineage: Eukaryota; Viridiplantae; Streptophyta; Magnoliopsida; Fabales; Fabaceae. The record is from RefSeq and is a predicted model, not a curated record.